UCGUCGAGAGCGAACGCGUCGCGGUCGUAAUAAAUAUACGAUAAGUGAAACUUUGUGAUGAAAGUGCAGUGUUAAGUGUGUGUGGAUUUUGUGUUCGUGCCAAUUGCGUGGAUUGAAUUUACUGAACUAUAGUCAUCGGGAAAUAAUUUAACACAGCGGCAUCAAAUUAGUUUGGAAAAUUCCGAACGUGAACCCGAGCUUCAGGGAAAAUUGGAAUAUGCAGUAGGCUGAUGGUAAUAGCAGGGUGGUAUUAAGUGGAUGACAGAUGGUGUGCGGAGGUGACGAGGUCAACACUGAUGCGGGAGAGCGACCCUGGCGACCGGCAGGUCAAUGACAUCGUCGGCGAUUAGCGUGCUGUUAGUGGCACUUGCAUGUUCCGCCUUCCACGAAACAGAAGAAAUUAAUUUUAUAGAAGAUAUUAUUAAUCGAAACAAUAAAAUGGAAAUAUCGAGGACCAAUGUACAUAAUCAUUAUUUAUACAAUUAUAACCAAGAUAUAUUUUCACUAAGCAACGUUCCCAAGAGACGCGUGAAGAGGGAGGAACAGGAUCCGAGAUGUGAGAAGUUCUUGUUCGAUAGUAAGGACCAGAAAUAUAUAUCUCACCCAUAUGGUACAGAGAGUAAGAAUAAUUAUUACUACAGCGGUCUGGACUGUGUCACUGUUAUAAGUGGUGCUGAAGGAACAGUUGUAGAGCUAACCUUUAUUGAUAUGUUUCAUGUUGAGUACCAUCCCGAAUGUAAAUACGACUAUUUAGAGAUUCGCGACGGCCUAAGAGGGUACGCGAAACUUUUGGACAAAGUGUGUGGCGAGGCUUUCCCACGUCAAAUACGGUCGACUGGGCCCAAUGUGUGGCUCAAAUUCCACUCCGAUGACACUAUUGAGUACGAGGGAUUCCGAAUUAGCAUUAAUUUUAUACAAAUGAGUACAAGUGUUAGUAUACCUGAUACGUGUUAUCAGACAUUUGAAAAUGAAAGGAGUGGAAUUAUAGAUACAAAGAAAAUUGACCAAGACUGCAUACUUAGAAGUGCAAACCAAGCGUUGGAUUUUCUAUGGACAAUAAUAACUCCCGAAGACACUAAGAUAUAUUUAAAUUUUACGGAUUAUCAUCUAACCAAACCUAACGAUUGUGAAGAUAACGUCGUUCAAGUGUUUGGAAGUGUCUUGGAAUAUGAGGCAAGGUUAGCUCAUUACUGUGGGUCUGUUGCGAAUCCAGUUACCACAAAGGGUGCGGAAGGCAGUAAGUCCGGGGUCGACGAUAAUGGCAACAUUAUGUACAUUCGUCUGUAUGUAUCCAAGGCCGGCAGGGGUUCACUUUUCAACGCUACGUACACGGCGUAUAGAAGUUUAGACCCAAAUAAAGAUGAGAAAUGCAACAUAGAAACGGAAUAUGACUGUGAAGACAACACGUGCAUUGAUAUCAACCUGAAAUGCGACGGAAUAGCACACUGCAGGCUAAAAGGUGACGAGGAAAAUGAUGAUUGUAAGGGAGAAAAAGUGUCAACAAUAAAACAGACUCAUAUCCUUGUGAUACUCAUCAUAUUUUCACUGAUCCUGUCCGGGAUGAGCUUCGUAUUCCUCUUCAAGUGCAUCAGGAAACUGUACCAGGACCACAAAAUUAUCAAAGAACAUAUAAGGCAGUCAUGUGAAGACAGGCUCGAUACACUUGUUAGUAGCAGACUCACGUUGGAUGCCAAACGUCUGCAGAGAGACAGCGAGCCAAGAGCCAGUCUUGAGCGGGAGAAUCACACCAAUGAGAUGUUCAAACAACAGAGGAAAUUCUCGCAGCAGAAGAUACGGCCUAUCAGCAUUGACUCCGACUACAUACAAGAGACUCGUUUAGAAGACGAGGAACCGUGGCGGCGAGAAGUAGAAGCCGUUCACGAUGUUGAAGAUGUGAAGAUCGAAAGGAACGGAAAGAGGCGGAGCGAAGUCAGUAGAAGAGAAGAGUCAAUAAGAAGUAAGAAGAGAGAGGAAAAGAAGGAGAUACGAGACGUAUCAGUUGGUGCACCUGAUACGAAAGAGUCGGGUUGUCAGACCAGGGAGAGCUUGUUCCAGACUGAGGUUGCACCAAGUUCCGAUGGUUCCGGUACCAACAGCAGAGGGUUUUCCACGUUCGGGUACUCCGGUGCAACGAUAGCUCGGCCUUCGCCACCUGUUACCAACAACACCUCGCAGAUCACCAUUGAGCUGCUAAAACAGAAUGCUCCUCAAGAAAGUAAAACACUAAAGAAGAUUCCAAGUCGACCAAUGAGUACAGAGACCACGCGCUCAGCGCCUGACGUCAUCAUCGUCUCCAAACCGAUUCGCUGAGAAUGACCUUCGGGGCCCUGCGGGGCCUCGACACCAACCUACUUCCCCCGGGAGCCCCGAACGUGCCCCGAGGGCUCACACCAACCUUACCUCGACUACACACACGCCGACAUCUGUGAUGGCUACUACAGCCAAUACUUUGACGAAGGACCAAAGUUUUACGAAUACUGCCUCAAGAGUGACUUGAAAGCGAAGACUUUGCCCAGAAACUUCUCUUCCGUUGAUAAACGCAAAAGUGUUUGUUUUUACGGCGUGGACAAUAAGCCGUGUCAAAAAACUUUUGUUGUGAAGGCAGAUAUUGAACCGCAUAGAUAGCAAAUUAAGUAACAUUUUGUAUUUAUUAAGAGAAUUUAUAAAUAUAGUUAUAUACCUAGUACUAAUAAUAUAUGUAUAUUUAUACAUUCAACCUCGUUACGUCUCGGUUAGAUGAAAAAUAGGGAUAAAAAAAGUCGUAGGCUACUUUUUACUCGUUGCGGGAGAAGUCAACGUUCAAAGAAUAUCUAAAAACCCAUUACCACUAAUACUGUUACCUAAAAAUAUAUUAAACUUAGACAAUUUAUAUAUAUCGACUGUGACAUCUGUGAAAACCAUGGAAAAAAAUGAGAAAGACAGUUAACCUCCAUUUUACACGCACGCACACAAUCACAAAGUGACAUAUAAAUCGCGAGUGUAAGACGUAGCUUGUCACGCACACUGAAGUAAUAAACCUGGCCUGUUUUACACCGUUUAUGUAUCAGAAAGUCGCUCUAUCUAGAGCUAAUCUAAGAUAUAAAUAUAUAUAUAUAUAAGGCUUAUGUUUAACAUCUAGUAAAAGGUGACGUCAUAAUUAUAUUUAAUGUUGCUGAAAUUAAAAAAAAUAUCGCAUCUAGCAAAAUCCACGAGAAUUUAAACACAUUUUAAUUUAAAACAUCAUAUUAAAAGUAACUGACUUUAUAAGCAUCACUACUUAAUAUAAAACAGAGUCCUAAGCUGCGUCUGUCUAUCUGUCUGUUCGCGAUAAACCCAAAAACUACUACACAAAUUUUUAAGCUAUGGAUGGAUGGGUGGCGUGGUUCUCGAGGAAGGUUUUAAGUAUAAUAUAAUUUGUUAAUUAGUUAUAAUUUACAUAUUAUUAGCACAAAUUAACAAUAUUUGUUGGAGGUUUCAGAAAAAAUAAGCCGUCUGGGAGCUUUUAACGAAAAUGCUGUCCUUUUGAGAUAUAAUAAAAUAAUGUAUUGUGGCUAACUGUUUCAGAAUCUUUAAUAGAGCAUUCAUAUUAUGUGUGUAGAUAAAGUAUUGUAUGCAACUGCUGAUGAUUAGGUAUUGAAACACUCAUGUGAUACUAUUACCUAUUUAAGCCCACAUUCGUGUUUUAAUACCCCAUAUUACACAACAGCAUGCAUAAACAAUUAUAAAAAAAGCAAAUUUUACCAAAGCGGUAAUGUAAAAGCUGUUUACAAGAAUACGAUAUUAAUCCUCAUCAUUUUAAAUUACUUAGAUGUUUUACUCUUUUACAAUUUUCAUUGCUUGAUGCGAUAGGACCCUCCCCCCACACCGUCGAAGGCUAUGAUCAUUCAGAAACACGUGUUCGUUUCAUUUUAACUAAUUAUGAAUACACAUUUCCGAUGACUUUAGACUACAUCAUUCCCCAAUACUUACAUAUUUUUUUCUAUUGACAGAACAGCGUCCGUAGGGACAACUAGUUAUUUGAUACUUCUUAUUAUUAUUUUUACCUGAUUGUUAUGCUCACUCAUGAAGUUCUACUAAGAAAAGGCUUGUAUAAACUCGCGUAUUUAUUAACUCACUCGCAAUAUUUUUUUUGCGCCCAGACAAAGGGAAAGGUCUACCCUCUGGGAUAACGACGGGAGGGAGGUGGUGAAUGCUCAUGCAUACCAAUGCAGCCUAAGUCUGCGUUGGUUAAAAAGGACUCACGUAAGACCUAAGUGCCUAAACCCACUACACACUACCUGAGGUUUACUUUGCUUUGGGCAAGUGUCCUCUAAGCCUUCCUUUAAGGCCACCUUGGCACCUUCUCUUGGGGAGAAAGAGGCGCAAGCGGCACUCCUAAUAGGGUAUCUGCUGGAUAAAAUCUGUAUAUUUUUUUUUGCGCCCAAACAAGGGAAAGGGCUACCCUCCGGAAUAACGACGGGAGGGAGGUGGUGAAUGAUCAUGCAUACCAACGCAGCCUAAGUCUGCGUUGGUUGUGAGGGACUCACGGGAUAACCUAGGUCCCACUUGGACCCACUAAACACCACCUGCGGUUUGCUUUGGGGCUUGGGCAGGUGCCCUCUAAGCCUUCAUCGAAGGCGACCUUCUCUUGGGGAGAGAGAGGCGCAAGCGGCACUCCCUAUGGAGUAUCCGCUGAGAAUGGAGUAUCCGCUGAGAGUAUAUAAAUAUUAUAUCAUGUAUUAUUUAUAGAAAUAACUGUCAAUUAUCAAUACUGCGUUUUUAAGUUUGCUGUGCUGCCACCUAUUAAAAAUAACAAAAACUAACUCUACACGGUGUAAACAAUAACUUACUAACGGAACAUCAAUUUGCUCGCUAAGAUUUGGUGCAGUUAUGAAUGUUCUAGCUAGAAAUGCUUGUAUAUUAAAAUUAUCUUUAUAUGUGCACGUUUUUUUAUUUUUGUGUUUUGAUACGAGAUAUUCUGUAGAUGAUCCUUUUUAAUUUUCAUUAUUGUUAUUUUCCUUUGUAAAAUUUUGAUUUUGGCGGUGAUCUUGAAUCUGUAGGCUAUGUGUGUUUUUACAACAUUGAGUCUCUCUAAUAAGACAGAUAAAAAAACUAUUUAACUUAGAUUAAAGACUAGUCUCCGCUGCGCUCCAACUAGAUACCGCAAGCGUAGUCGCAAAGUACGGCAACUAUUACUACGUCCAAGGUGGGCGUACUUGACCCAGUCUCGAACAAUGUGUGACGUUGACGUGCCACAUGUUCUGUUAAACUUUGCUAAUAAUUGAAACUAAAAUUCCGGGUUGCGUAGUAAAACUUUGUAAAAAUAAUACUACAAGAAAUAAGAAAGACACUGACACACAUAUCAUAAGUAAGUAUUUUGUAUUUUAUUAAUUUCAAUCUAUAAUAACACGAAGCGCUUGUUACAAAAUUUUAAAGAUUCCAUUGAGUUUCAAAAUGCCACGCACACAAGCAUCUAAUAGUUCCCGUAAUAUUUAUAUAUUAGGUAGUGCGGUAUCUAGUUGGAGCGCAGUGGACAUCAAUUCUUAAUCUAAGCUAUUUAACUAUAUAAGUAGGAAUGUUACUCUUUAUAAAUCAAAAACGGAUUGACCAAUAAUGAAAAUGAGCACAUAAUACAAUUUUUUUUUAUGAAAAUAUGGGACAAGACGAGCAGGACGUUCAGCUGAUGGUAAUUGAUACACCCUGCCCAUUACAAUGCAAUGCCGCUCAGGAUUCUUGAAAAACCCCAAAAAUUCUGAAUGGCACUACAAUUGCGCUCGUCAUGUUGAGACAUAAGAUGUUAAGUCUUAUUUGCCCAGUAAUUUCACUAGCUACGGCGCCCUUCAGACCGAAACACAGUAAUGCUUACACAUUACUGCUUCACGGCAGAAAUAGGCACCGUUGUGGUACCCAUAAUCUAGCCGGCAUCCUGUGCAAAGGAGCCUCCCACUGGUAAAUAUAUAUAACGAUUGAACAUAUAAAUGUUCAUAUGAUAGGCUGUAUUAUCUUAUUGGUAGUUUUUUUAUUGUAAAUUUAUAAUAACCAAUUUUAGUUGAGCUAAAAUCGAAAGACUAAAUAUUUUGUAUAAAGUUCAGCUUUGGCUGGACAGGUAUCAUAUCUGCAAUGCAGAGCCUAAUCUGGAUUAUAACAUAAGAUAUUUUUGACUUAUACCUGAUGUCAUUGAAAUCCAUGCAAAUUUGCAGUCAUACCAUUAUAAGCUCUGAUAUAUUGAAGUGUUGUGCAGCAGCUUUUAAUCUAUAAAGAAAAUAGGGCAGGUGUUUAGCCCUUGUUCACACGAGAGUUUAAAAAACGCGGCGUUAAAUCGGCUUUUAAAAUGGGCUGACACGUCUGUUCAUAAGAACAAUUGAUUUUAUUUCGAAGCCCGCUGUAAUAAACUGUGAAAUAAACUCAUUGGCUUGUAUUAAAAAAAGCAAACAAAAAAACAAAAGUUAUUGUGGGUGAGUCCCCUGAAUGAUUAUUAAAAUAUUAAUAAAAUAGGACUAGAAUUUGUGAACUAUUUUCGAAUGUCUAAGUAUGAUGGGUUUAUCAGGUCGGGGGUUUGUCUUUUUAUAUGGGUAGAUUUUGUAGUAGAUUUUAAUGUUCAAUGAAUGAAUGCCUGAACGAGAUCCCUUAAUUGUGCUACCAUAAUUAUUUAUUUAUUUAUCAAAGAUACAAUGUAACAUUACAGAUUAAAUCUAAAGCGUUACAAAGAUAUUAUACUAAAGGAAAAACAAACAAUGAAAAUUAUAAACUAGUUUUGUUAUUUUAUAGAGCUUACAGGCAUCAAACUCUCAAAUCUUUUCUUACAUUCUUUGUCCAAAAUUUCCAUCGAGCUGGCAAAUAGAUCACAAUGUGGUGCUACCUCAAGUACAGAGUUUAGAAUACAGAUGGCUCGUAUUACAGGCGUGAUGGUGAUGCAAUAUGUAUGGUAACAAUGUACAAAUUGUUACAUUUUUAAUAGUGCAUUUAAAAUUUACCACCAAGCGGUUAAAAAAAAACGAAACGUUUUAAAAGCGCCUAUGUGUGAAGAGCCAUUUGAGUGAUAUGUAUUUUGAUUUAAAGAGUUUACUAUUAUAAAAAGUUGAACGGUUGACUUUCACCUCGGAGCCUCCGGUUUGAUCCUCGUCCGCCACGUACUAAUACCAUGUAAUAAUAUUGACACACUUUUUACACAAUUUAUCUUGCCCCAAGUUAAGCAUAUAUAGCCUGUGUUAUGGGUUACAAGUCAAUGAUAUAUUUAAUACAAUAUACUUACUUAAACAUACAUAAAUUCAUAUAUACAUACAUAAAUACAUUUAUACAUCCAUGACUCGAAAACAAACAUCCAUAUUCAUCAUAUAAAUGCUUGCACCUACUGGGAUUCGAACCCUCUAGCUUAGUAGGUAGGAUCGCUAACCACUCGGCUAUACAGGUCGUCAAAAUGUGUUUUCGGUUUUCGAAUCCAUAAUGUGUACAUUUAUUCAACACUUUAAAAGGUCAGCAACGCUCUUGUCAUUCCUUUGGUCUUACAAGAGAGUAAAUUGGUGAUCAUUUACAACCAGGUGGCUCGUAGGCUCAUUUGUCCUCCUCUUCCAUGAAAAAAUUCACUGACUCUGAAAAAGCUCUCCUACAAAUGAGGCUUCUCAUACACGUUGGUGUUGAAAUUUGUUUCCAGUGAAAUAUAUACGGCAUUGAAUAAGCGUUACCAGAUGAACAAUAUUAAAACAACUCAUAAAAUGUAAUAAUUAAACACACGCUUAGUUUUAAUAUCUAUCCAUACAAAGCAUCACUUCUCAGAAUUAUUAGAGUUCCCGGGUUCGAAUCCCGGUAGGUGCAAGCAUUUAUAUGAUGCAUAUGGAUGUUUGUUUCCGAGUCAUGGAUGUUUAAAUGUAUUUAUGUAUGUUUGAGUAAGUAUAUUGUAUUAAAUAUAUCAUUGUCUUGUAACCCAUAACACAGGCUAUAUAUGCUUAACUUGGGGCAAGCAAUUUGUGUAAAAAGUGUGUCAAUAUAUAAUUAUAUAUAUUAUUAUAUGAGAGAUUUAACAACUAGCGUUGUAAGUUUUACAUUAUUAAAAGUAAAAAGUUACUCUGAGGUAAUUUUUUUUAGCGAAAAAAAUUACGCACUAUUAAAAGUAUAAAUUCAAAAAAAAAUUUAUAUUUCACGACAUCAGCGCCACCUACAGCUCAAAUAAGACUACAUACCGUGCAGUUAUCUUACUUAUGAAUUACUUAUGAAAAUGAAUAUUAUAUGAAUGAUGGAGGCCAAUGCGUGAUACUCGUGAACGGGCGCUACUUGCGAUGGAUGAUCCUGUUACCAGAAACUCUGCUUCAUGUUUUUAACAUUAAAUUUAUUAUAUUUUCUGUAAUCGCUGUACUCAAUAAUUGUAGUUUUUACGUAAUAAUAUACAUUUACUGUUUUUUGGGUAUGUCAUUGAGUAUUUUUGUUGCAUCCCUUUACAUAUAUUAUAAUUCAAAUGAUUUGUAAAACGAUGAAGCUGUAGAUGUUGAUUUAAAAGAGUGGAAAUGAGUUUCCUGCCACUUCUUCUCAUUAAGGCUCAACUUUUUCCGAAGUGGUGGAAAAUGUAAAAAGAAAAUAAAACUUUUGACAUUCAUAACUGUGACAACUUUAAAUCAUAAAUCCUUUAUUUUGCCAGAAAUCAUGUAACAUGGGUGUAAAUACUUUUAAGGUAUAUCAAUGUAGUUAGCCAUUUCUGUCAUGCAAAAUUUUUAUUAAGUAUAAAUUCAUUUUUCAUUUUCUUACUAAAUUCUAGUUAUUAUUAUAAUUUAUUUAACAUUAAUAAACUCUAUAUAUAUAAUAUUAUUCUUGACAAAAAAAAUUUUUGAAGUAGGCGUUACUUUACGGAAAUCCAUAAUAAUUAUCCAAAUGAUUUGAGUUUUCUUUAGUGUUAAUUCCGCCAAUAUUUGUCUUUAAACAAUUCCACACGUGUUUACCCUCUACACGAGGCAUCCUCAGGACAUGUUGACUUGCCAAAAUCUGGCACGAGACCUUGCCGAUAUUGUUAUUCAUAAAUAUUGGCGGAAUCAAUACUAAAGAAAACUCAAAUCAUUUGGAUUAUUAUUUUUGACCUAAAUCAAUAAAGUAAUUUUGAUUUGAUUACUAAAAGCGUUUCUAAUUUCCUUUAUGUUACAAUUGUAAUUAUAAAUUGGUUCAAUGGAAGUUAAUUAUAAACUUUACACAUAACAUGAAUGUCGUAGUUAGCACUUAAUAUACAACUGUAUCCGAACAAAAGCGAUAUUACAAUCAAGUAACACACAAACAUAAACAUGUGCUUUUACCCUUAUGUGGUUGAAAGCCCUUAAAUACGCACAAAAGGCUUUGGCUUAUGUUACAUUAUGCGUUAGUAUUAACUGUUAUAAUUAAGCUGUGGAAUAAUUCAAAUUCAAAUUAUUUUAUUCAAAGUAGGAUGUGACAUCACUUAUUGAAAGUCAAAAACUACCACCCAUUCCAAAAAUAAUGCCUCAGACCUGAGAAGAAUGGGCGCAACAAACUCAGCAGGCUUUGUUUUCAUCAAAAUAUAUGUUUACAAAGUAAUAUUGUACAAUUAAACUUAUUAUUUAAUAGCCUGAGGGCGGUCACUCCAUUCCCAAUCUGUGGUAUCAUUAAGAAAGUCAUUUAUGUUAUAUUAACCUUUACCACACAAACGUUUUUUAACAAUUGUUUUGAACAUCGUGAUACUUUUGUUUUGAACUUUUUCUGGCAUCUUGUUGUAAAAGCAUAUACAUCGCCCCACAAAAGACUUACUAAUUCGACUUAGCCGAGUAGUAGGCAUAACAAGUUUAUGUUUGUUCCUCGUGUUAACAUUAUGAUUGUCACAGUUUGUAACAAAUUUCUCAAUGUACGUAUGAACAUAAAGGACAUUAUCAAGAAUAUAUUGAGAAACAAGAGUCAAAAUGUUUAUUUCAUUAAUUUUCUUCUUAAUGAUUCUAUAUUUCGAUAUAGAUUCGAAUAAUGUUUUGGUGUCUGUCUUCCAAAAAAAUAUAACUCUUUAAGGGCAGAGUUAAUAGGCACGUGCUGACUGUGCAUGCAACAAUCUCAUUCACAUUUUUCGUCGAUGUAAAUUGGCAAAAAGCGCAGUCAGUUUCACAUUAAAAAAUAAGACAUAAAUGUCGUUUACCGGAUACAGAUUAGCCUUAGAUUAAGGAGUGGUCUCCGCUGCCUUCCAACUAGAUACCGCAGGCGUUGUCGCAAAGUCCCGAACCUAUAACACGCCCAUGUGGGCGUACUCGAGCCAGUCUCGAUCAAUGUGUGACUUUGACGUGCCACGUCAUGUUCUGAUUGUAAACUUUGCUAAUAAAUGAAACUAAAGUGCCGGGUUGCGUAGUUAAACUUUGUAAAAAUAAUACUACAAGAAAUAAGAAAGACAUUGGGAUCACAUUUUAUAAGUAUUUUUUAUUUCAUGCCAUUGUGUGUCAAGAUGCUAUUAAAAAGAAAAAAGAUUUUGUUCUUAGAUAGUGCGGUAUCCAGUUGGAGCGCAGCGGAGACCAAUCAUUAAUCUAAGAAAUUAAUUAAUUGCCUUGAAAAUUAUUGAAAAUAUAUUUUGCAUUCGUGAAUUGCCUAAGUAGUAUGGUAUAAAAAAUUAUUAGAUAAAAUUAAAUUUAUUAAGUAGGUUUGAAUCAUUUAGUUAUUAUGCUAGUGUGUUCAUAUAUUGUAAUAAUUAUUUUAUUUUGUACCAUUUAGAAAAACAACUUUAAGCAUACUGAACACUAUAUUUUGUGAAUUUUAAAUGAUACUCAGUUGUGACGCUCGGCUAUGUAACGCUCGUUCGAGUAAAAUCGAAUGCAAUCAGUCAAAGCUAAACCAGAGAUUCCUCUGUAUUUUUUUUACUCUUUAUUUAUCUGUAUACACGUGACGCUACAGUGGCAACCUGAAAUAUACACACGGGUAUAACUAAUUAAACGUAACCAUAAAAAAAUUAAAUUUAUUUUAACAGGUAUUUGAAAUAUUCAAACAAUCAAAUUAGGUACAUAUUUAAAAAAAGAAACAAAAUUUAGACCAUCCUUACACGGGCCCUACUCAUCUACGAGUUAAAUGCACAAUACAGUAAUAGAACAAACAGUACAUUAACUUUAUAACUUCAACGCGUCCACACAUAGACAUGAAUUACCCGGCCUCUAAGCAAUCUUGGGAAGACAAAGCUAUUGAGUGCCACGCCGUACGCCGCCGAGACUGGUCGCUCUCCGAGUUACAUUGAUGAUAUAUUAUUAUUAUUAAGACACUAAACAGUAAGAAAUAAAAUAAAAACUACGUUUCGAAAAACCGAUUUCAAAAACUGAAUGUGCCACAUAUUGAUAGCAUUGAAGUCGGUGCCAAGACAAAGGUAAAGUAGGUACCUACACUCGCCACGCGAGACUUUGAGCGGGAUAGCUUCGUCUAGAACAAAACAACCCAAGCGGACAGACACGCGUGGCCAGACAACCUCGAUAAUUAUAGUAAGUAAGUUGUUUAUAAUAAUAUUAAGUUCAUUUUGCUUAGGGCUUGGCACCGUCUUAAAAUCUAUUAAUAGGUAGCACAUAUAAAUAAUAGUAUGUUAUUAAUAUUAAAGGUAAAGGUUUGCAUAAGAGGUGUAUUUUUUAUUUUUCAGUUUUUGAAGUCGGUUUUUUUUGUAUGUACCAACCCUAGCUAGCGCUCCGCCCAGACGUUGGUAUAAAUUUCAUGGAGUCCGCUAAGUUACACUACUUUUCCAUUACUUGCUUUAAUAAUAAUAAUAAUUUAUUUCUCUUAAUAACAUAAGCUUACAGCAACUAGACGCCGGAUUCACCUUUUAAAUAAUACCUAUGGCAAUGGCGUUAUUUUUAACACAAGUUGUAUUGACCUGCUAGUGAUAUAAAAAUAAAGUUAUGAAAUUAUAAAAAAAAUUACAAUUUAAUUAUUUGGAAAGUUAUUUUUCAACACCUUAGCAGCGACAGAUUUACAAAUAUGUGUCAAUGCCUACGUUAUCGCAUGGCUACUAGAUUACCUACAAGUUUUUCCAAGAUGUAGGUAUUGUGGAAAAUUGAUUUAAUUAUAUUUUUUUAAUUAAGUUUAAGUUGUUCUACCCGUGCGUUAAUUCAAUGUUGACAAUAGUUAGUUAGUUAGGUGUGAAUUUACUUACGUGGGAAUAGGGAAAGUACAUUGUUGUAUAAACAUUUGAGUUACAUCAAUAGACAGUCGUUUGUAUAUAAACGUUUAUUUUCAUUCGCUGUUUUGAAGUCUGCCUGGACAUAACGUCACUAAAAUGGCGACCAUUUUUUUUUUUUUUUUAAUUAAUUAGUUUUAUUUAUUUACAGCAUUGGUAAGACCAUCAGCUCAUACCAAAAUAAAAAAAGAAUAUUAUGAUAUUUAUUUAUGGGCAAAAAAAAUAUUCUCGAGAUGUCUAAUAAAUAGCGAACGCUUUCAGAUACCAUAAUAUUAAGAACAUAUAUCUUACAUAAAUCCUCAGGUGCCAGUAGUUGUUUACGAUUUGUUGUUUAUUUAUUACGUGACCAGUUACGUUAUGUUGUGCAUUAUCUGACCAAUGAGUAUUCAGUACUCCACGCUCGCUGAUUGGUGGACUGCAUUGUUUGCAUCUCAGACGCGGAGAAUAUACUAGAAUGUUCUGCUUUACCAUUGCGCUAAAAUAAAUUACGUCUACCCUCAGAUAUGAAUUGUUAUACUUCGAAUAUUCUAAUGAAUGAAUAAAUAAAUUAUUGUUGUUUGGUUAAGUCGAGGUGAAUAAAUUUAAGUGUAGUAAGCUUUGAAAAUUUUUGUGAAAAUAAAACUGCUAUAGUUGAUUUUUGUGUUUUUAAUAAAUUGGAGAUUUUUAUAU
Leptidea sinapis is the source of this 12739-nucleotide messenger RNA. RefSeq names its product neuropilin and tolloid-like protein 1 (gene Neto). The coding region runs from base 331 to 2310 and encodes 659 amino acids. The record is from RefSeq and is a predicted model, not a curated record. Gene Ontology annotation, molecular function: protein binding. NCBI's taxonomy places the organism in Eukaryota, Metazoa, Arthropoda, Insecta, Lepidoptera, Pieridae. The transcript has 15 exons.